Mustela lutreola (European mink) is the source of this 1065-nucleotide messenger RNA. Its product is annotated as splicing factor, proline- and glutamine-rich-like. The coding region runs from base 130 to 1050 and encodes 306 amino acids. The record is from RefSeq and is a predicted model, not a curated record. The transcript is spliced from 4 exons. Lineage: Eukaryota; Metazoa; Chordata; Mammalia; Carnivora; Mustelidae.
GCCAUCCCCCCGGAGGGCAGAGAAUUCCACAGGGAUGUGGGACCAGGAUUCGGGAAUUGCCAAGAACCACUGUGGGGACUACCCAGCACAUGGGUGCCGAAGAGGCCCUGGGACCUGAGCCUAAACCGAAUGGGAGUCCCUCCCUGGAAGUCUGAGUCACGAGAGGACAAGGUCGGAAUCAGUUCACUGCAACCUUCCCACAGGGCUGGGAGACAGGCAGGAGGAGGGUGGCUUUGCCCGGACCCCAGAGCAGAUCCAGGCCCCUCUGAGCUGUGUUCUAUGCCCCGCCCAGCCCCCGCUCAUCCCUGCAUUCCCACGGGCUGCAAGCUGAAGAAAUCAUGCCCUGCACAUGCUUUCCCUCACUGGGGAUGUUGUCUUAAGGCUCCCCGAUGGCUCUGGCCAUUUGGCCAAAAGAAGAGAAAGAGCACUAGUGACGAUGAAAUAGGAAGGAGGCUGGCGGACACCCGCUCCAUCUCCCUGACCAGGAGAGUGACCGUACCGGGCUCUGCAGGAGCAGGGACUGGGGACUCCGGGGGAAGGCCGCUGACACUGACUGCGUGCCUACACCACCGCGUGGUCCAGGAGCCGGAGCCCAUGCAGGCCGAGCCUGAGGCUGCUCCGUCGGAGGAGCCAGAGCCGGCCCCACCUGCAUCCACAGCUCCAGAGGCGGGGAUGGUGCCUGCAGGGACUUCAGGAGGAGACCCGGAGCCAGCAGGUGGCUGGGCACCUGCCCACAGCGAGGCUGACUCUGUCCGGGAAGAGCUGGGGUCUGCCCCUGUCCCGGGGCCUGCCUUUGCUAUGGAUCCUGCCCCUGACAACACCUGUGCCUCUGCUCUGGAAUCCGCCCCUACUCCUCCUCCUGAGGAGCGCCCAGAGCCCCUUCUGGUGCCCACAGCCUUGCUCCACAAACAGUUACCCUUUGUUCUAUCCCCCGACCCUGGCAACCUGCAGGAACGUUUUGUGCCCGACGUGUACAUUUUUCCUUUCUGCUACAUACUGAUUUUGAUUUUGUCUUUACAUGUUCUGUAUACUAUUUAUCAUUUGUUUUAAAAAUAAAAUACUUGU